CCUCAGUUAAUCUCACUUCUUAACUCUCUUUGCUUUCUUCUUCACAUAAUUAAUAUGGAGCUUGCCGAUUUGUUCAACGUCGCAUGGAAGUCGGCACACUACGGCUCUCAAGAAUCUGAAUGUCUGGAGGCGCUGAAUGAUCUUCUUCAUUUUCCGGUGAGCUCCCAGGUUCUUGCACUUGCUUCCGCCCAAACUGAUGUGCUUAAACGUCUUCACAGUCUCACCGGACACCCACGCCUCACCAUUAAGAAUCUCUCUUCUUCUGUUUAUGCCGCUUGGAACCAAAGAAUGCUCAAUGAAUUUGUCAGAGAAGAAGAACCCAUGCCUGAUGAUCCACCUCCCAUUAUAAACCCCUUCAGAUAUAUCAACGUCAACGGAAAGCGCGUUAAGUUGAUCAUCAAGAAACGACAUUAUUCUGAAAUUGCCAUGACCAACAUUCUUGACAGUCAACCCUCCAUCAAACCAGAGACUCCGCCGCCACCGCCAGAACUCAAGAGACAAAAGAAUCUUGCCAUGCCUCAUCACAAACCUGACACCAUUGAAACCUCCAAGCAAUUAGAGAUUCAGAAACCACCCAUGAAGAGACAGGAGAAUAUUGAAACCUCCAAGCAACUGAUACCCAAACAACAGAUUCAGAAACCACCCAUGAAGAGACAACAGAAUCUUCGCAUGCCUCUCCAGAAACCCGACAAGAUUGAAACCUCCUACAAACCACAGAUUCAGACACCGCCCAAGAAGAAACAAGAGAAUCUUGGCGUUCAAAAAUUGAUGCCCAAGCGGCAGAUUACGAAACCCAAGAGACAAGGGAUUCCCAUGCCUGAUCGCCAGCUUCAAGACAAUCAGCCGCACUUGAGGGACAACGUAAAGGAACAGAUUCUUCAAGGUUUAUCGAUGGUGUUUCAGGAAGUUCAGGAUGACAGUGACAGGCGCAAUGCAGCCCAGGUUGCCUCCUCUAUCGAAUCCCUUCUGUUUGCUAAAUGGGGAUUCUCCAACACAGGCUGCCGCCCCAAGUACCGAUCGCUUCUGUUCAACAUCAAGGAUCCUAAAAACCCUGACUUUAGAAGAAAGCUUCUUCUCGGAACAAUCAAACCAGAGGAAGUGGCAGAUAUGAGCCCGCAAGAGAUGGCCAGUGAUGACAGGAAGCGUGAGAACCAAGUCAUCCUUGCAAGGAAAUCCACCAAAAAUGCAGUAAAUUAGAAGUAGAUUAGUUUCUGAUUUCCAAUGCUUGGAUUGUAAUUUCUUCUUCCUAACUCUGAUGUAGAAACAGUUAGUGGAUGAAUAUAUUUAGAAUCCGAUUUCUUAGAUUAUUAUAAUCUCUACUGAUUGUUUAUUGUUGUUAA
Messenger RNA from Mercurialis annua (annual mercury), 1340 nucleotides. RefSeq names its product transcription elongation factor TFIIS-like. Bases 55 to 1197 code for a protein of 380 amino acids. The transcript has a single exon. The record is from RefSeq and is a predicted model, not a curated record. Gene Ontology annotation, biological process: DNA-templated transcription. Lineage: Eukaryota; Viridiplantae; Streptophyta; Magnoliopsida; Malpighiales; Euphorbiaceae. Gene Ontology annotation, cellular component: nucleus.